CAGUACCUUACCUGGAACGCAGCAUCUUGGAUAGGCGCACUUCGGCAGCACCACCCCUCCAUCCCGUCCGGUGUAGUAUCAAUCAUCAAAUGAGCAUGGGGUAGUGCACCCUAGCAAUUCAACGGCCGACAACCUCCGCAUCCUCGACUGGGGCAGUUGCCCGCUGAUCCCGUAGACGGCUCCUUCCAUGGGACCUCUUGGUCGCAACUCCACCGCUGGUUGACUUUCAACCUGAGGCCGGGCCGCCACGCCAUCGAUCAACCAUGGCCUCUUUCGACCUGGAGAAGCGCGCCAUCGCCUCGGCCGAAGGCAACUAUGUCUCGCAAACCUUUAAAGAGAAUACUCCAAGGCGGCGGGGCUUCCAUUGGUUGGCACUCCUCCUCGGCACCCUUUCCAUCUUUUCAAUCGCUGUGGCAGCAUCCCGCCGAUGCUCCGCGGCGACUUCGCUGUUCUCCAGCUAUGGCGCAUCGCGGACCUCCCGUUCUCAUUCCGCGCCCGGAUCGCAACCAGGCUACAACCGGUUACCAGGUAGGAAGGCCUGGGAGGCCACCACAGCGACCACGUCGUCCGCAACACCUCACCCAACCGUCCUCAAGACCUUUGAGGUUGCCCAGCCGGUCUUGAUGCCGGACGGUCCCGCUGAGAGCGACGGAUCUACUCGCAACGCGACGGAUUAUUCGCCCGAGUUGUGUACCGUCCUGCUGAUGCGCCAUGACUUUGCCUGGAGCUACGAUGCGCCCUUCAUGGGGGAAUACACUCCGCCCGAUUGCGAGUUCAAUCGAGUGGUGCUUAAUUUCAGCGUCGUGAGUGAGGGCCGGCAAUUUGACCGCCUUGCCAUCAUGUACUUUGGUGAUACGGAAGUUUGGAGAACAUCGACAGCUGAACCCACUGCGCCGCCUGGGAUCAGCUGGACAUACCUUAAGGAUAUGACCCAAUACCUUUACUUCUGGAAAUCACCUCAAAAGAUCAUCUUUGAUCUCGGCAACCUAAUUGAUGACAAGUACACCGGGAUCUUCAACACCACCUUGACGGCCAUUUUCUACAAUCGUGAUAUCAAGACCGACCAGGCACCGCCGAGUGACCUGAUCAUCCCAAUAUCGGCUCACCGCGGGGCCAACAACUCGAUCAGCCGCUUCAUUUUGCCCACGGAGAACGCCACUAACACCAUCACCCUCCCUCGAAACAUCCGCCGAGCCGUAUUCUCAGUCUCGGCUAACGGCCAAGCAAGCGAAGAAUUUUGGUGGAGCAAUGUCCUGCAGACAGACGUUGACACCUUCAGCGCCACCGCGGGCGAGCUUCCGGGUCUGAGCCCUUUCCGCGAGGUCCAGGUGCUCAUUGACGGCCGUCUAGCUGGCGUUCAGUGGCCCUUUCCAGUCAUAUUCACCGGCGGAGUCGUCCCCUCGCUGCAUCGGCCCAUCGUGGGCAUCCACGCUUUCGAUCUCCGCGAACACGAGAUCGACAUCAGCCCGUUCCUCGGCCUGCUCUGCGACGGUAAGGAGCAUACCUUUACCAUCCGCGUCGCCGGUCUCAACAACACCAGCCACACCGCAGCCACGCUCACCAACACGGUCAACGAAAGCUGGUACGUGACCGGCAAGCUCUUCCUCUGGCUCGACUCGGACCCCUCUUCCAUCACCCGCGGCGAGAUCCCCAUCAUCAUGCAACCGGCCCCGGCCAUCUCCACCACCCGCUCCGUCACCAGUUCCCUCAUCAACGGCACAACCGAGGCCAACGAGACGCUCACCUACACCACCUCGGUGCGCCGCUCCCUGCGCAUCACCUCCAACACCGCCUCGUGGACCCAGUCCCUCACCUACACCAACAAGGGCCACGUCUCCGCCUUCGGCUACACGCAGUUCAACAACCUCCUCAUCUCGGGCUCCGACACCCUCAGGAUCGCCUCCCCGUCCGUCCGCUACCACGCCACCUACCGCUACCCGAUCCUCUGCAACUCGACCUACUCGGUCUCCCCCCAGGGCAACCUCUCCAUCUCGGCGUACCUCAGCCAUGGCAAGAGCGUGUCCGUGUCCGGCGCGAGCGUCUUCCCCACGGGGCUGGAGGCGUUUCAGCGGUAUGCUGGCAAGGGGUCGACGAGCCGGGUCGAGACGACCAAGGUGGGCACGGCCGAGUUCCGGCAGACCGGGGAUGGGAGAUCGAGCACCGGGUGGGGGGAGGCGAAGCAGUGGUUCUGGUUCGGUCUGGAGGAGGCGGUGGUGGAGGAUGGUGGCUCUGGCACCGGUGCGAACCCAGGAACUGGCGGCGAUGUCGAAAGCCCGGAGGACCGACGCGGAAAGGAAUUAGAGCUCUACUAUAGGGAGGUGGAAGCUGUCAACGGGACUGUGGUAGGAGAUUUGAGGAGAUUGGACGGGAAGGCAGUGAGUAGUGGCAGUGGUGGUGAUGGUGAAGGGCAGCAAAAAGUUCUUGUGAACGCUGCUGCUAUGCAGUAUGCUUAGAAGGACGGAUUGUAGGUUGGAGAUUGAUGUUUCCUCGGAAUCGAAGCAGUCUAUGGCCGCUGAUUGAUGGAAUGAAGAGGUUAUAGUUGCUCUGUGUGGCAUAGUUGUCGUACUCUAGCAAGGAUGAUCUCGAGAGAGACUGGGAGUUGCGAUGACAACCCUCCAAAAAAAAGUAUCGAGAUCCUCUGAACGUCUUCGUUCGACGUUUUGAACAAAGUUAGGUAGAUCAAGUGCUAGUCGGGGAGCAGAGGCCCAUGGCCUUGGCUGUAGUGAGAUAUCUAGGUCUUUCGAGAGGCUGGAGAUAGCGUUCGGUUCCAGCAAACAAAACCUCUUGAGCAACUGUUUCAACAAAGUGGACGAAGCUUAUCAAAAGUUCUAGUGAUGUCUUGUUGAACUCAUUAAGUUCACUCUACUGUUAAUAUCGGC
This is a messenger RNA of Thermothelomyces thermophilus ATCC 42464, 2879 nucleotides long. RefSeq lists its product as uncharacterized. The coding region runs from base 264 to 2453 and encodes 729 amino acids. NCBI's taxonomy places the organism in Eukaryota, Fungi, Ascomycota, Sordariomycetes, Sordariales, Chaetomiaceae. The transcript is spliced from 4 exons. The record is from RefSeq and is a predicted model, not a curated record.